CAGGCCGGGAACCCGCCCCGAGAGGGGAGGUUGGGGCUGUUCCUUCACGGGGGCAGUCUCGCCUACUGCGGGUUAACCGUGCCAAUCGUCUUCGUGCUGGGGAUCGGGGCUUGCAACUCAGCCCCGUGAACGAGGAAUUCCGAGUAGGCGUCCGUCAUCAGCUGGCGCCGAUUAAGUCCCUGCCUUUUGUACACACCGCCCGUCGCUACCUCCGAUAGAAUGGCUAAGCGAGGCCGUUGGACUGGGCCUGCUUUCGAGUGGGCCCGGAAAGGCGUUCGAGCUUAAUCAUUUAGAGGAAGUAAAAGUCGUAACAAGGUUUCCGUAGGUGAACCUGCGGAAGGAUCAUUACCGUUUUCUUUUCACGCUGGAUUUUGCAUUCUCUCCUCGCGAGGAAGGCUCCCAGUCGUGUCUUGACCGAAACUUUUUUUUUCUGGAUUGGACGAAUCGUCGAGUGCGUGUGGCAGAUGUUAGGAGACCCGUCCGGGGUCCUUCGCUUGCUCUCUUGUCGCUCGGUCCGCGAGCGGCGGCGAAGCUCUGAAGCAAAGAGAGUGCGAGGUUUUACCAGUCUGUGGCGAGGUCUGCUUCUCUCUGGGGGGGUAGCAGCACCUCGGAAUGUCCGCCUUCCGUGCCGGUACGUAGGAGAGAGAGAUCGAAACUACCGAACUCUUGCAUCGGAGACCCUUUUCGUCGGGGGGAGGCAGAUCUGUCGACUCGCGCGGUCAGGGUGCGUUCAAAGAGCUCUUGGCGGANACGCCAAGCCGCCGGCCACUUCUCCCCACGGUCGUCAAACCUUAUUUUU
Molecule: messenger RNA, 799 nt
Organism: Lottia gigantea (owl limpet)
Lineage: Eukaryota; Metazoa; Mollusca; Gastropoda; Lottiidae
Exons: 1
Source: RefSeq, a predicted model, not a curated record